Neogale vison (American mink) is the source of this 303-nucleotide messenger RNA. Its product is annotated as U6 snRNA-associated Sm-like protein LSm3. The record is from RefSeq and is a predicted model, not a curated record. The coding region runs from base 1 to 303 and encodes 100 amino acids. Gene Ontology annotation, cellular component: precatalytic spliceosome; Lsm1-7-Pat1 complex; catalytic step 2 spliceosome. The transcript has a single exon. Gene Ontology annotation, biological process: mRNA splicing, via spliceosome; P-body assembly. Lineage: Eukaryota; Metazoa; Chordata; Mammalia; Carnivora; Mustelidae. Gene Ontology annotation, molecular function: RNA binding.
AUGGCAGACGACGUGGACCAGCAACAACCAACCAACACCGUAGAAGAGCCCUUGGAUCUCAUCAGCCUAGAUGAGCGAAUUUAUGUGAAAAUGAGAAAUGACAGAGAGCUUCGAGGCAGAUUACAUGCUUAUGAUCAGCAUUUAAAUAUGAUAUUGGGAGAUGUGGAAGAAACUGUGACUACCAUAGAAAUUGAGGAGGAAACAUACAAAGAGAUCUAUAAAUCAGCAAAAUGGAAUAUUCUGAUGCUUUUUGUCCAGGGAGAUGGUGUUGUACCAGUUGCCCCUCCAUUCACAGUCGGCUAA